ACAUCGGAAGUGACAUCAUCGGAACGUUAACAUUCGGAAGUUUCCAGGUUCCUAACCGGUGCUUUCAUAAAUCCAGACUGCAGCCCGCUGGCAUGGCUGUGGACUGGCUUGGGUUCAGCUAUGCUGCUCUGGUGUCAGCAGGAGGAAUCAUGGGCUACGUGAAAGCAGGCAGCGGUGCCUCCCUGGCUGCAGGGCUCUUGUUUGGCCUGCUGGCUGCCGUCGGUGCUUAUUUGGCAUCUCAAAAUUCCAAGAAUGUCUGGCUUUUACUAGGCACCUCGGGAACUCUGGCUGUGGUGAUGGGACUGAGAUUUCUGAACUCAUGGAAGUUCAUGCCAGCUGGUUUAAUGACUUUAGCAAGUGGACUAAUGCUGGUCAAAAUCAUCACUGGAAUGCAGAAGAAACCACAUAAAUGAAAAAAAAUGGAAAUAUCUAAAUAUACCUUUUCUGUGUGUAAACAUUUUUGACAGUAAAAAAUUAUAAAUCUAAUUUCUGCUCCCAUAAACUCUUCUUUCACAAACAUUUCCUUGAUGUGGCUUUCUAAUACAGUCUGCUUCUGUAUAAAAAAAGUGAUAUAAAUAUUUUUAGAGGAAAAGGUACAAAAAAUAAAGUACAUUUACAGUUAGGUGAUGUUAGCUUGUAAAUGUAUCUGCUGCUGUAAAACAAUACAUUUACCCACUUUGAUAAAGA
Molecule: messenger RNA, 687 nt
Organism: Etheostoma spectabile (orangethroat darter)
Lineage: Eukaryota; Metazoa; Chordata; Actinopteri; Perciformes; Percidae
Product: transmembrane protein 14C
Exons: 5
Coding region: 93-413 (106 amino acids)
Biological process (GO): regulation of heme biosynthetic process
Cellular component (GO): mitochondrial membrane
Source: RefSeq, a predicted model, not a curated record